AUGGACGAAGCACGCCAGGAGAAGGAGGGAGGACGACCGUCGCCCAUGAAGAAGGAGCCCGAGAAGAAGCCCAAGCAGGACAAGGGCCUGCCGUCUGUUCCGAUGCUGCGCCCGCGCCCCGUCGAGGUCCACAACGGCUCCGAGACCGAGAGCGACUCGGAGACGAGCCAGCGCCAGGGUGUGCCCAGCGACAUUCAGCGCACGGGCGCGAUGCUCACCAACUUGCUCGCACGCGGCGAGAUGCACAACGACCGACACACGCAAGAGGGCUCGUUGCGACGAGUGCCCGAGCUGCCAAAGCCCCACUUGCGCAAGCCCGACGGCGAUGGACCGUUACCGCAGCUCCAUGGCGGCGCCGGGGACAUGCGCCUCCCCGCACUGACGAUGAACAACCUCAUGCGGCAAAAUCAAGGUGGCCCGCCCGCGCCCGGCCCACCGGCCUUGCCUUCGUCGUCGCACUUGAGCGACAUGCACAUGCGCGGCCCGCCGCCACCGCUACAGGCGCCUCCCCGAAUGGACAUGUCUAUGAACCGUCCGAGUCCAGGAGGCCCGCCGUCGUGGCCGUCGUCGCGCCCACAGAUUGAGAGCGAACCGCCUGCGAUGAAGCGGCCGAACUCGCCGCCGCGUGAGCGCAGCAUGCCAUACCAACAAGCGCCAGGGCCCCAGCUUUCGGUUCAAGCGCCGCGCGACGACUACGACUACCCGACGUACCAGCCCCCGGAAGCAUUAGUCGGUCAGCGCAUUGCCAAGACGUUUGCCGGACACGGUCGCUUUGUCGGCCAGGUGGUCAAAUUCAACCCGCAGACCGAGCUCUUUACAGUGGUGUACGCCGAUGGCGACACGGAAGAGCUCACGCGCGAGAACACGAUGAACCUCUUGAUCGAAGACAAGCGCCCCGAACACAUGCAAGCGCCGGCGCCCUCGGCCGCGCCGCCAUCCAACGGCGGCUACAAGCUCGCCAUUUCGGAUCGAGAGCGGGAUAUUCUGACGGCCCUCUUUGAAAAGCAUGCGUGGCCGUUGCUUGCCGAGCACGGGUGGAAGUCGGAGAUGCACGGCGCGUCCUUCUUCUUUUACCCGCCCUGGGCCGGCAAGAGCACGCGCGAACCCGAGUACUUCAACUCGGUGCUGGACGCGAUGAAGUACAUUUCGAUGCACGCCGAACUCAUGCGUCUCUGCUUCCCCGUCGAGAUCCAAGGCACGAUUUUAUCGAUUUUUGACCAAAACAAGGCGCCGCCGCCGCAAGCGUCUGCGAAUGGCAACAAGCGCCACCUCGACAGUGACGGGCCGUCGUCGAUCAACAAGCGGCCGAAGCCCGAGUCGCCGCCGGCCCGCGGCGGCCCGCCGCCCAUGAUGGGUCGCCCGUACUAUGAGAGCAGCCACCAUCCUGCGCUCCAGGCGCAGCAGCAUGCGGUGCACGGGCAUCAUGCGGCGUACGAGUACCCGCCCGAGCCGAGCCAAUCCCGUCCUGGUUUGUCGGCGCCACCGCCGUCGCGGUACCCGGCAACCGCGGGUAUCCAUCGCCAUCGCCGUCGGGGACGCCAAGCCUCGCCUCGGUUUGCGAUGGGCGCGGGCGGCCCGCCGCCGGCCACGAGCGCCCCGACGUCGCGACCGCAGAUGUUCCACGACGGCUACCAAGCGCGCGAGUACGAACGGUCCCGCGCGCCGCCGGCCAACACACCGUAUAUGAUGCCGUCGCCCCGACACCAUCCUGGCAUGGAAAACGUGCCCCGGGGCGCGCCCGCGCCGUCGCGCACGGGUCACUUGACGCCUGUUGGGUACGCCGAGUCGCCACGUGAAGCGGCACGGUUGAGUGCCCCGGCUGGUGGCCCAAGUCCUGGUAUGCACCGGGGACAGCGUGUCAUGAUGUACCCGCCGGGCACUGCGCCGCCGUCGGCCGGUCCACCAGGCGCCUCGAGCGCCCGCGACUCGAUUCCUACUGCCAUGCACGGCCGGUACGCGCCGCCGCCAAGCAACCCGCGCGGCCCGAUGCCCCGGGGCAUGAUCUCGAUUGCGGACUUGGACAAGAGUGCGUCAUCGUCUGGCCGCCUCCCGCCGCCACCGAGCAGCGACGGGCGCAUGCGCAUGUUCCCAGGUGACGCGCCGCCGAGCGCGGGAUCGUACCCCCCAAUUGCAUCGGGUCGCCGGCAGCAACAGCAACAGCGUGCCCCGGGGUACCCCGAUCAAGCCGGCUUUCGUCGCGAGGAGCCGCGCAUGUACCCGCCGGCCGACCGCUAUGCGGCCAUGCCGCCACCGGAAACGUCAGGGUACUAUGAGCGUGGCAUGUCGCGCUACCCGCCAGUCGUGCGGCAUUAG
This is a messenger RNA of Saprolegnia parasitica CBS 223.65, 2313 nucleotides long. RefSeq lists its product as hypothetical. The record is from RefSeq and is a predicted model, not a curated record. NCBI's taxonomy places the organism in Eukaryota, Oomycota, Saprolegniomycetes, Saprolegniales, Saprolegniaceae. The coding region runs from base 1 to 2313 and encodes 770 amino acids. The transcript is spliced from 8 exons.